Eupeodes corollae is the source of this 6878-nucleotide messenger RNA. RefSeq names its product octopamine receptor beta-3R (gene Octbeta3R). Bases 1309 to 4992 code for a protein of 1227 amino acids. The record is from RefSeq and is a predicted model, not a curated record. Lineage: Eukaryota; Metazoa; Arthropoda; Insecta; Diptera; Syrphidae. Gene Ontology annotation, biological process: adenylate cyclase-activating adrenergic receptor signaling pathway. Gene Ontology annotation, molecular function: octopamine receptor activity. Gene Ontology annotation, cellular component: membrane. The transcript is spliced from 9 exons.
GAUGGCACACGUUUCUCGCGCUCAUUUAGUAAUUUAUACUGACUUUUCAAAGUCCUGUCAAAUACAAACCCCUCGAGUUUUCGAUGUAGCACGGUACAGUGGCACGAGGGAAAGUAGGCUGAAUGGUUGGGCUGUUGGGCAAUCUAAAUAUCUCAUGCGAAAAGAAUACCUGCGCAAUGCGAAACGCAUACACGCUUCCACUUCCAUUCCACCUACAAGCAUGUCCAUCUCCAUCGCGAGCGCCGAGCACUGAGCGCCACCAGAGCAACAUAUUGGCACGACCAAGAGUACCAGUUAUCUCCAGGACUUUAAGACGGUCGGUUCGAUUUAAUAUUAAAAGUCCUUAUUUAUUGCGAAGGAUUUCUGCUGCUAUUCCAUAAUGUAUUCUAUUCUGCUUGAAUUUUUAAUCGAUUUAAUACAAGUUCAGUGUUAAUCACCAUUGUUUCAAAUAUCCUUGAAGCACUGGCACAGCUUAAACAACAAUUAUUCGACAGCAAAACAAAAAGGAUAUGUCAAAAGUUUUCAAUUUAAAAAAGUAAGAAGCUAUUUUAUGAGUGUUUUUGUUUCUGUGUGUUUGUCUAGCAGUGCGGUUCCCAAUACAAAAGCAAUAAAUAUAAUUCUUAAAAGAAAAAGACCAUAAGGUCGUGUUUCAAUUGAUUAUAAUUUAAAACAUAAAAGCAUAAGAAAUACAAAAUAAAAACAACAACAACAACACAAAGACAGAAAGGACACAUUUUUCCAAGUGUACCUUUAUAUAUUGAGCCUUAUAACCUUCCUCGUAUAUAUUUUCAAUUUAUAUUCGCUUUCGCAACUUCAAUGGGUUAAGUGGUGGGUUACGUAAAAACGAAAGGAUUUCGCUUAUUAAGGAGAAUUUCAAAUCGGAUUUUGGAAUUUAUGGAAUUGUACCCAGAGGAUCUAUAUAAAUAUAUUUACCUUCCUACACCCAUCAGAAACUACCUACGCACAUUUAUUUUGAAAUAAGUGUAGUGAAUAUUCGAUUUAUACUCCUUCACAUUAAUGUUGUUUGGUGAAACAACGACAACGGCUUCGGCCUUCCAUGUCCAUGGAGGCUAUUUAUCAUAAAAUAAGCAGAAAACUUUUGGAAAACUACACAAUCUGAGUUAAUUAAUAAUUAAGUUAUAAAUCAUAAUUAUUUUCGUAUAAUGUGUUCAACUGUGAUGAGGAAGUUAAAUAGAGCCACGAGGACGGUGACGACGACAAAAUGUUCGAAACCCAAUUGGUACUGUUUGAUGCACUGAUGAUUGUGGUGCUGGAUGCCCUUUUUAACGUAAAGGCUCUGUCCUCGGUAUGACACAAGAUAUUAUGUCCUUUAUGCAGACAUUCACCAUCGCCGAUACACUUGCCGCAGUCCUGAACUCCACUAGCACAUCGAUUCUAGACUAUCAGCUGAACACCAGCAGCAGCACCAUUCAGGGUAUCCUUUUGGCGAAUGUAACCGGCAUCGUGCAGGAUUCAGAGGACAGCGGUAGUGGGAGUGGCAUUGGCAUUGGAAGCAAUGGAACAACAGAAGGAGCAGAAGAAAUAGAUGUCGAAGAGAAUUGGAUCAAAUUAUCCAUUUUCCUAAUUAAAGCGUUCAUCUUUUCUACAAUUAUAAUCGCUGCAGUUCUGGGAAAUGCUCUUGUUAUUAUAUCAGUUCAGCGCAAUCGGAAAUUAAGAGUGAUAACAAACUACUUCGUCGUGUCACUAGCAAUGGCCGACAUGCUAGUCGCACUGUGUGCAAUGACCUUUAAUGCAUCCCUGGAGCUUUCCGGUGGCAAAUGGCUGUUUGGCCCGUUCAUGUGCAAUGUUUACAAUAGUCUGGAUGUGUACUUUUCCACCGCUAGCAUCCUGCAUCUGUGCUGCAUAUCAGUCGACAGAUACUAUGCUAUAGUCCGUCCCCUGGAAUACCCACUGAACAUGACCCACAAGACGGUUUGCUUUAUGCUGGCCAACGUGUGGGUCCUGCCCGCGCUAAUAUCGUUUACUCCGAUAUUCCUGGGAUGGUACACGACGGCGGAGCAUCUACGGGAAAUGAACAAAAAUCCGGACGCUUGUUCGUUUGUAGUAAAUAAGGCUUACGCCUUGAUAUCGAGCUCUGUGAGUUUUUGGAUUCCUGGAAUCGUUAUGGUCGUCAUGUACUGGAGAAUCUACAAAGAAGCAGUGCGCCAACGAAAGGCCCUUAGCCGGACGAGCUCGAACAUCCUGCUGAAUAGCGUUCACAUGGGUCAUACACAGCACGCAAUCGGGAGCCACCACAUGAACUACAUGCAUCCCAGUGAGUGCGAGCUGAAUCUGGCCAGGGAGGAAACGCACAGCGCCAUAAGCAAUUUGGAGGAACUUCCCUCCCCGAGUGAGAAUGAAAAAGAAGACUGCGACGAACUUCGUGUACCAUCGCCACCCCAACGACGACUCAGUCGAAGUAGUAUCGAUCUGCGUGACCUCGAGCAAGAACGCUUCGAAAAGGUCACCCACACAGAUAGUGCUCCCUCUAUGAUUGCGUUGCACUACCAACAACUGCAAUUGCAGCAUCAAAAACAACAACAACAAGAAUUCCAAGAUCAAACCCAAACGAAUUGGACACAAUUCUUGCAGCCGAAUUCUUCCAAUCUAGCACCCAGCUCUGCCAAUCACAGUGAAAGCUCAUUCAAUCGAAACGACAGCAAUAUUUACGACUCGAGCAAAGGAAUAACGAUCGAAAAAGAGAAGGGUCUGCACCUGCUCGGCGUGCAAUCGAAAGACGAAAUCAAUGAGUUCUAUGCGAGUAUCAAGAACCUACGGAAGUAUCAGCAGAGUGUUGUGCCAAUCGAGGAGGACAACCAACAGCUCAAGCGAUUUAUUGAGGAUAAUUUUUUCUAUUUCAAGCAACAAAUCGAUAAAUCUAGCGACAGUUCUCGUACAAAAUCUGCCAUGAAGCCCCCUAUUAAGUGUUCAGCCCUUAGUGAAAGUGAUUUUAUCAAAAUGAAGAGCGGUCAAAUUGCGAGCCUUUCACCGGGCGAUGUUCAGCAAAUGACUCAGAAGCAACGAAAACUGUUUGCCGUGAGUGAUUCUGAGUUCAUAUUCUCGUUCAACGGCAAGCCAAUGAAGAAAAUAUCCCUGAAGAGCGAGAAGGGAGUGCUGAAGAAUUUGCUGUCGAAGACAAAGCGCACAAGCGACUAUUUGUCUCUGGAGAAGAAGGGUGAUAAGUCUGAAGAGGAGAUCAGUUGCAGUCGAUCCAGCUUUUUUAAAAAGAGCCGCAACCGAAAACUAUCUCACUCCUACAAUGGAGUCGGAAAGGCCGUGGGACAUCGUCAGAGGAACCCCAGUGAUACAGACGACUCAGAUGGCGUUAUAUAUCUACCCCGAAUGCUGAGUGAGGGACAUGAAGUCGAGGGAGGCUCGAAACCCGCCACUACAACAACUCCCGAUAUCCUGCUAGACCUCCACAUUCUUGGAUGUGAAAAUCGAACAGAACAGGUGGCUCAGAAUCAGAACAGUCAGAACAGUGUGGAAGAACUUAUCAAUUUCAGCUCCGAAACAACACCACAACGCAAUAUGUACUGCAGCAGUAGCAGUUUUACCAACAGAGAAACGUCUCCGUUGAUGUCCCCUUUGCAUCCCGGGACGCCCCCACCAUCUCUGACAGCUUCAAUAAUCGACUCGGACAAUCUAUUCCUGGACACCGAAACCCCCCCGACUACUUGUGAUAAAAACAACCAAAUCUCCGAUAGCGACGAUCUCGAGGAAAUCUUCCGUUCCAUGGGAUCACCUCUCUCCGAUCAGGGUGAAAUCUACUCGAGCAGUUUUAUGCUGAGCAGUGAUAAUAUAAGACAGCGACUUAGCACGCUCAGCGAUCAGUUGCCACCAAAUAGGUUCGUAAUUUCACCGCCUACAACGCCGAAUUCGGUAAAAAAUAUUCCCGAGCUUAUCGAACAACCCCUCAGUCCACAAAAUGUCUACUUCUUGUCACCCCUCAACACGGGUUUCUCAUCGAACGUCAACCAGGUUAUCAGUGAUUCGUCAACGAUAUCGCUGGAUGUGGUUACCACACUGCCAGCUCAACAGCAUAUUUCUACAAAGCCAGAAAUCAUAUUGGAUUCCACUUUAUCGCCAACAUCAGUUAAGAGCGCUGACAUAUCAGUUGAUGACAAGGACUUCACGUCUCCGCUGCGCGGUGAGGAUGAAUCGAGGAAGCAUGGUUUCUAUUUGGAUGGAAUUCAAAAUGUCCGAAAACGCCAGGCCUCGGUGGUGACUUAUGAUGUAAAUGUGAUAAACUUUACCCAGGACAGUAGUGAUAGCCGUAGUUACAUACCCAUGGGGCGUGUUUCAACUAGUUCUGCAACUCCAAACUAUCAAUCAAAGUCGUCCUUGAAAAGACGAGGUGGCAUAUGCAUUGUUAUAGAUGGAGAUGAACUAGAUGCAGACGAGUCCACUGACACGGCCAUAGAUAGUUUCAAUCAAAAUGCUCCUGCCAAAAGUAGACUUCAUCGCUUUGUCACUGGUAGUACAAAAAAACACAAAAAGAAGACUAAGGCAAAACAUUUUAAAGCGAAAUGUACAUGCUCUUCUCGAACCUCCUCCGAAGAGGUCCAAGCCAAUGAGCAAUCGAAAAAACGGAAAAUGUUUUGGCAUAAAAACCGUUGGCAACAUAGGCGUCGGGAGCCUCACCGCGCCGGAUGUCAAUGCGAUGCUAGUGGUGGUUCUGUUCGACCAGGAAAAGGCUGGAGAGCAGAGCACAAAGCCGCUAGAACUCUGGGAAUCAUAAUGGGGGUAUUCCUCUUAUGUUGGCUUCCAUUUUUCCUAUGGUACGUUAUUACCUCAUUGUGUGGUCAAGCCUGCCCUUGUCCUGAUAUCGUUGUUGCGGUAUUAUUUUGGAUAGGUUACUUCAACUCAACCCUAAAUCCUCUCAUUUAUGCUUAUUUCAAUCGAGACUUCAGAGAGGCUUUUCGAAAUACACUGGAAUGUGUAUUGCCGUGUCUUCAAAAAAGGAAUCCAUACAAUGCAUACUACGUAUAGCAUAGCUAUUAAGUUUAUUUGAUUAACUUUAAACAAACAAACAAAUUACAAAUUCAUUGCACAAAUUUUAUAUCACAACACAGAAAUGGACUUAUAGUAAAAAAAAAAUAGAGACAGAGAGAGAGAGAUAGACAGAAAGAGUGUCAAAAAAGGUAUUAUAUACAAAAUAUUCCAAGUGAUGUUUGUUUUUGAAAUCAAAUUCCAGAUUUUCAAGUAAUUGUUUGAUAAGAUUUUUAUGGCUAGAUAAGUAAGAUGAUCUUCAUGUAAGAUUUAUUUGUAGGAAUUAGAUUAUGGGAAUGUAAUUUUUGUUUUUAAUGUAAGGAAUAAUGAAUAUUAAUGUACUUAAGGAGUGAGAAAUACGCAUGUAAUAUUAUUUUUGAAACUUAAUACUUUCCUUAUGUGAGUUUUUUAAAGUGAUUUGGCUAAUGGAAAUUCAUCAACUUAGCCAGUUUUCCUUGUGAAUUUAUUGCAUCGAGAAUAUCGAUUUCUCAAAAACUACCUAUCGCACAAGAAAACCAUCAGGUAUUAAGCUGUUAGAAAAGCUUAAACAAAGUAAUGACGCUAUUUGAUCGUCAAAAUCAUACAAAUCUUUCCAUUCUUUAAAAUAGACUUUUUUUCGGGAAAGUAAUAUAUCAGACAUAACCGCGACCUUAAAUUAAAUACAAACAAAUUUUUUUAGAUUUUACUGCAACCUACAACUAAUCAAUGUAUUAAAACCAGGAUAAGUUAAAAAAAAAAGCCUCACAAUUCUUAAUAUUCUUUGAAAAUGUUACUUGCUAAAUAUUUAUUAAGUUUCAUCUUCACAUAUAAAGCAGGAUUCCGAGUCGGAUUCAAUUCCUUCACUCAAGAUAGUUUUUUCAACAAAAAUAUUACUUUAAAACAUGUUUUCGAUAUCCGGGUUUUUCACCUAGAAAAGUUUUGCUCAAAUACCCGAGAAUAAAAAAGUGUUUAAGAUAAGGUUGUUUUUCUGUUAUAUAAACUUUCAUACAUUUUGCAAUCGAUUUUCGCUCUUAUCAGUUAUUGGGUAAUUUAUACCCUGAACCAUUUUCUCGCAGUCAAAACGUCAAUACGUACUUUUGGUCGCAUGGUCAUUUCUUAUUCCAUUUGGUCCCUUUUUUAAGAAAUUGAAAAAAAAAUAACUCGACUCUAUUCCUUUUAUAUUCUCAAAAAUAAAAUGCUUACCUUAAUUGAUUUUCAUCUAAUGUAAAUGGUACAUAAAUGUAAUUAAUUGAACGCACCCCAUAACAAAUGCACGAUCAUUGAGCGCGUUCAUAAAGCUAGCUACGUAUUCAAAAUUCAACUAGCUUCGUGAAUUCAAAACUACACUACCAAGCUAGUCAGUCUGCAAAAAAUGCGAAUAUAUAAAAUAAGAAACAUUUUUGAUUUGAUAACUUUAACUCAUCUUUUGUGUUUUUUAAUAAAAUCAAAUUUAAGACACAAUUUGAAUGAUUUAUAUUUGUAUUUAAAUACUGAACGAUUUUCUUCAUUUUGAAUUAGUGCGUUUUACCGAGCAGCUGAUUUUGAAACUUCAAAACCAUUCUCCACUAACUUUGUAGCCGAAUUUUGUACACUACGUCGGAGGGGAAAUUUCAACUACUUUUGUUGUUGGAUUUAGCCAAUCAGAAUCCCUUGUCUACGUAGCCACUAUAGCUUUGUGAAUGCGACCAUUAUAUGCAUUUAAUUUCACAAUUUAAUGACAGAUGGCCUAACACCUCAGAAUCUUAUAAUCUUACGGAGAAAAUUGAUAUGUCAGAAUGUUGGGAAUAAGUCAGUUAUCAUAAAAAUGCUUUAAAUGAAUAUUUUUUUUAAAAUUAGAGUAAGUUCGUUUGUAACGUACUAUUUUUUGUAGAUUUUAAUUUGUUUAUGAAAAAAAUGACAAACAAAAU